GAGAGGCUAAUCUCAAACUUGUGGAGUGAGUGCUUCGUUCCUUCUCGCAACAUGGAGCUUUUCCUGCAGUCCUGGAAUGCUCUGUACUUUCUCAUGUUUCUACUCUCUUUGUGGCUAAUCUCCCAAAAGUUCUACAAAUCAUCCACGAUCAAACUCCCGCCGGGAAGCCAUGGCUUGCCUCUUGUCGGAGAAUCUCUCUCUCUCUUUUGGGGAUCCCCUCUGGGCUUUCUCAGCACUCGAUGCAAGCGAUUUGGAGGAGUUUUCUGGAGUAACUUGCUUGGAUCUCCCACCAUCGUUGCAACAACGGUAGAGUCGGCCAAGUUCUUUCUCAGCUGCGCAGACUGUGGCCCCUCGGGUCUGUUUGCCCGAUUGCUUGGGCCAGAAACUAUAAACGAGGUCAUCGGGAGUCAGCAUGCGCUCUACCGGAGAAUCUUUCUAGGGCUGAUGGUUCCAGAGGCGCUCAAGUGCCACGUCCAAAUGAUUGAUAUCUUGGCUCAGGAUACUCUCGAGUCAUGGGGGUCGAAAAAGACGGUGUCGGUUAUGGAAGAAACUCUCAAGUUCAGCUACUGCACGUUGAUUGGAUUAGUGUGCAAGAAACUCCUGCCCUCCACUCCGGAGAUGAUUGAUCUCAUGAAAGACGCCCAAACGAUAGAGAAUGGGGUGCUCCAGUUUCCAAUCGACUUACCCUUCUCACCUUAUCGCAAAGCGUUACAGGCCAGGGCAAGGCUCCACAGAUUCUUGGAUGGGCUCAUCAACGAGAGAAGGGCCGAACUAGCUGCCAACGGUGAAAAGCGCAAAGAUGCGCUGGACGAGUUUAUUACGCACAAAGAUGACAAGGUUGGAUUCCUCUCGAAUCAACAAGUGGAAGACAAUCUCGUGACACUGCUGUUCGGAGGCCACCACACCACAGCCCUUGCUCUCGUGUGGCUGAUGAAACACUUGAAUGGGAACCCACAGGCUUUCAAGGAAGUGGAGGAGGAGCAAAGGAGAAUCUUUCUUGGUAAAAGCUCCACCAAUUACAACUUAACUUGGGAAGACACAAGCCAGAUGCCAGCUACUCUAAGGGCUGUCAAUGAAAGUCUGAGGCUUUCUAAUGUUGUGGGGGUGGUGACACGUAAACUCACUAAGGAUAUCAGCUACAAAGGUUACACCUUGCCCAAAGAUUGGAUGGUUCAUGUCUAUAUACCACCAAUCCACUUAGAUGACAGCAUUUACCCUAAUGCAGCAAAAUUUAAUCCAUCCAGAUUUGAAGUUCCAGCUAAAACUGGCACAUUUAUUCCAUUUGGCUAUGGAGAUAGAAUAUGCCCAGGAAGUGCAUUAAGUCUGUUAGAGCAAAUGAUUUUCAUACACAGGCUUAUCACAAAAUACAGAUGGGAGCCUGUCAAUCCAAACAGUAAAACAAGCUACUGGCCAAUGCCAUCCGUGAAAGAUGGAUACCUCGUACAUGUUAUGUCCAUUUAGUAAGAAAUAAUAAGAAAAUAAAGUAAAUUCUGCACAAUGAAAAA
Molecule: messenger RNA, 1505 nt
Organism: Selaginella moellendorffii
Lineage: Eukaryota; Viridiplantae; Streptophyta; Lycopodiopsida; Selaginellales; Selaginellaceae
Product: abscisic acid 8'-hydroxylase 2
Exons: 9
Coding region: 52-1461 (469 amino acids)
Biological process (GO): sterol metabolic process
Molecular function (GO): oxidoreductase activity, acting on paired donors, with incorporation or reduction of molecular oxygen; heme binding; monooxygenase activity
Source: RefSeq, a predicted model, not a curated record